Morus notabilis is the source of this 900-nucleotide messenger RNA. RefSeq names its product 60S ribosomal protein L18a-like protein. The transcript is spliced from 4 exons. Bases 157 to 639 code for a protein of 160 amino acids. The record is from RefSeq and is a predicted model, not a curated record. Lineage: Eukaryota; Viridiplantae; Streptophyta; Magnoliopsida; Rosales; Moraceae.
CACCUCCAUCGAAAGCAGUCUCUCACUCACUUCUCGGUCCUCAGGCAAUUUUUCAGUUGACUUUUUAUCAUUUCUCGCGGCACCAACGGAGUUUUUGAUCGGCGUCGCCGUGAGAAAGAAGAGAGAGAGAGCGAGAGAGAAUCGAAGAAGAAGAAAAUGAGUGAAGAAAACGACAAGAAACCAGCGAUCGUUGUCGAUCACCACCACCACCAGGAGCAUAAUCAGCCUCAGUACGGAACCUUCCAAGGCGUCGCCAAUUAUCCUCCGCCACGGCCGCCACAUCACCAGCCGGCGAUCGGAUUCCCUCAGCCCGUGCCGCCGCCGGGAGUCGCCGAGCCCUCAGCUCAUCAUCCUGAUUACUACGCUCGCGGAUAUCAAACUGUUCCUGGCUAUGCAGUUGCUGAAGGAAGACCGGUGAGAGAGCGCCGUCUUCCUUGCUGUGGUAUUGGCAUUGGCUGGUUCCUGUUUAUCAUUGGAUUCUUUCUUGCUGGUGUCCCCUGGUAUGCUGGAGCUUUGAUUUUACUCUGUUCAAGGAUAGACUACCGGGAGAAACCAGGAUACAUUGCUUGCACAGUUGCGGCUAUUCUUGCUACAAUUGCUAUUGUUCUUGGUGUGACGAAGGGAGCUGAUGACUGGUAGUCUAUCAAUGUAAGACUUUAUAGCUUGUAAAGGGGAUGCAAUUACAUAUCUGCAGCUUCGUAUUACUGUUUGUCUGUUUCUUCAUUUAAAUAAUUCAUUGUGUGAAUUUACGGUAGCGAUUGUUAUUUUCUAAGACGGUUGAUUAUAUCUGUAAUCUCCAAACUGCAAUAAACCAUUAUUCAGAAAAUACUAGGAGUUGAUCUCGUUGUAUAUGUAUAAUGCAUGUGAAGUUUACGAGGAAAACGAGAACCUUACCAUUGU